Molecule: messenger RNA, 297 nt
Organism: Mesocestoides corti
Lineage: Eukaryota; Metazoa; Platyhelminthes; Cestoda; Cyclophyllidea; Mesocestoididae
Source: the annotation of a GenBank genome assembly
AUGCUACUCCUUCUCAUCGCCUUCAGCUUCGUUGUUGCCUUCUGCCAGGGUGAGCGUCACCCUAUUUGCUUCGAACCCAAAGAUCCAGGGCCGUGUCGGGCCUACGUCAGAAACUACUACUACGACUACAGAACAAAUUCCUGUCUUCCCUUCUACUACGGUGGAUGCGGAGGUACACACAACAGGUUUUUCACCUGGAAGGCCUGCCUCCAGGUCUGUUCUGAGCGCGACACCGAUUGGGUGCUAAAAAAGCGUCCAAACUACUCCUGGGAGGGUUUCGACGAGGAGAGAAAGUAA